Molecule: messenger RNA, 5889 nt
Organism: Petromyzon marinus (sea lamprey)
Lineage: Eukaryota; Metazoa; Chordata; Hyperoartia; Petromyzontiformes; Petromyzontidae
Gene: DAGLA
Product: diacylglycerol lipase alpha
Biological process (GO): diacylglycerol catabolic process; arachidonate metabolic process; retrograde trans-synaptic signaling by endocannabinoid
Cellular component (GO): dendrite membrane; cytoplasm; postsynaptic membrane
Molecular function (GO): lipoprotein lipase activity
Source: RefSeq, a predicted model, not a curated record
CCGCGCUGCGAUUUUUGAGCGAGAUCGUGAGCGGACGCGCGAAUAGAGGAGGAGGAGGAGGCGGAGGCGGCGGCGGCGCGCUACCUGAGCGGCGCAGAGAGAGCCACGGACACGGCCAUUGGCGAGUGAGCAGAGAGCCUUCCUUGCGCCCGUGGUUCUUUCGCCGAGAGCCAGCGUGCGUGAGCGAGGCGGCUGUGUGUGGCGGUGCUGGGUUUGCGUGGUCGUUCACGGCGGCGUCGUUGCAGCAGCAGCAGCAGCCUCAGCAGCACCGUGUGACAGUGUUAGCGAUGUGAGCGAGGGCCACUGCCAUGCCGGGGAUCGUGGUGUUUCGACGGCGUUGGUCGGUUGGAAGCGACGACCUCGUUCUUCCGGGGAUCUUCCUCUUCCUCCUGCACGCCGUGUGGCUCGUGGUGCUGUGCGUGGUGCUGUUCGGCGUCCACUUCGACGCGGGCAAGCUGUGCUCGCCCACGCUCGUCGACCAUGGCAGAGGCUACCUGGGGAUCCUGCUAGCGUGCACCGUCGCCGAGGCGGCCAUGGUGUGGAUGAGCAUGCGGGGCAGCAUACUGUACACGGAGCCGCGGAGAUUCAUGCAGCACAUCAUCUACAUCCGACUGGCAAUUCUCGUUGUGGAAUUUGUCUACUCCAUCGUCGGCGUGGUGUGGAUACUCACGUACUACUUUUCCUGCGACGACACCGUGGCACGCAGCGUCACCGCCGGGAUCGUGACGUGCAACUGGUUUGUGAUCAUCGGAGUGUGCAUCACGCUGACCUGCGUCUUCGACAGCACCGGCAGGACUUUCGUCAAGCUGCAGGCCAGGAAGAGCCGGCAGCGGUCUCUCACGACCUUUAACCUCCGGCAUCGGAUGGAGGAGGGCCUCACAAACAACUGGGCACAGAGGCUCAAGCUGUUCAUGUGCUGCGCCAGAACCAAGGACACGCAGACCGACGCCUACUCCGAGGUGGCCGUGCUGAUGGCCGAGUUUUUCCGGGACUUGGACAUCGUUCCGUCGGACAUCAUCGCCGGCCUGGUGCUCAUGCGGCAGCAGCAAAGGGCUCGGAGGAAUGCGGUGCUGGACGAGGCAAACAAUGACAUUCUGGCCUUCUUGUCUGGAAUUCCCAUCGCACGGAAGACCGAGUAUCUGGACCUCAAGAAUUCUAAUGUCAUGAGCAUGUACAAGGACGUGUGCUACUACAUGCACUACGCGCUGGCUGCGUAUGGGUGGCCCAUGUACCUCAUCAGGAAGCCGGCCUGCGGGCUCUGCAAGCUCAUGGCCAACUUUUCGUGCUGCUGCCUGGGCUACUGCGUGCGGAGGCACCGAUUCUCUCCCAGCCUCACGGUGCAGGAUGACAACUGCUGCCAGUGCAACGUGGCCGCGAUCCGCCGCCACUUCCUGGACGAGGGCCUCUCGGGGGUGGAGAUCGUCUUCGCCUCCAUCCACGACGCGGUCUACGAGACGCCCUUCUACGUGGCCGUGGAUCACGACAAGAAGCGCGUUGUCGUGAGCGUGCGGGGCACGCUCUCGCUCAAGGAUGCCCUUACGGACCUGACGGGCGACGCUGAACCCUUGCCGGUGGAAGGACAUCCUGGCACGUGGCUCGGGCAUAAGGGAAUGGUGUUCUCUGCCAAGUACGUUAAGAAGAAGCUUGAAGAGGAGAUGAUUCUAUCCCAGGCCUUCGGACGAGACCUGGGCCGAGGCACGAAGCACUACCACCUGGUCAUCGUGGGCCACUCCCUCGGGGCGGGAACUGCUGCCAUCUUGUCCUUCAUGCUCCGCCCGCAGUACCCCACGCUCAAGUGCUACGCCUACUCUCCCCCGGGAGGGCUUCUCAGUGAAGCAGCGAUGGAGGAGUCCAAGACCUUCGUCACGUCCGUCAUUCUGGGAAAAGAUCUGGUCCCGAGGAUUGGGCUGCCCCAGCUUGAGACGUUUCGGAGGCAGCUGUUGGACGUGCUGACGAGGACCAACAGGCCGAAGUGGAGGAUCAUCGUGGGGGGCACCAAAUGCCUGCGGAAGUCGGAGCUCCUCUCCGAGGCGGAGGCGAACCACAUGGUGAACAACAAGCUGGGCAGCUUCCACAGCGACAUGUCGCUCACGCCGUGCUCCUCCAUCCCGCUGUACCCGCCGGGGAACAUCGUUCACGUGGUGCACAACCACCCGCCUGACACCUGCUGCUGGAAACAGGAGGAGCCCACGUACCACGCGCUGUGGGCUGACAACAAGAGUUUCCACGAGGUGGUGAUCUCCCCGGCCAUGCUGCACGAGCACCUGGCCCACGUGGUCAUGGACGGCAUGCACAAGGUGCUGGAGAACUACAACAAGGGCAAGACGGCGCUGCUGGGAGCCGCCAAGAUCAUGGUCAGCCCCACCAUGGACCUGGACCCCAAUGCCUGCCUCGUGCAGAACAACACGGAGCGCAAGAGCGAUCUCAGCCUCAGGAGCAACAAGGAGUCGGAGCUGUCGUGGGAGUACACGCACCCGGCGGAGCGCGAGGUGGGAUCGGGCCGCGCCGCCGCCGCCGCCGCCGUCGACCAGCUGCUGAGGGACACGCGCGAGCAGCUCGUCGCGGAGCUCAACGAGCGGCGGGCGCCGCUCGCCACCGUCGAGAGCCUCUCGGACAACGACUCCAUCGGCAGCUUCGACUCGCGGCGCUCCUCCGGCUUCCGCAGCGUGCGCAGCUCGCCGAGCCUGCGCGUGGUGAUGGAGCGCGACGAGCCGCCCUGCUACUACGUGGACCCCGUGAUCCCCGAGGAGAACCCCUCGCUGAGCUCGCGCAGCGAGGCCGCGCCCCACGACGCCGCGUCGAGAAAGUCUCCGGAGGCCCCGGGGGGCGACGACGACGACGACGAGGAUGGCGGCGGCGGGGGCACGGGCGCGGCGAGGGACUCGUCCGACGGCGGCAACCGGCGGCGGCCGGCGCCGGUCAACGUGCAGCCCCCCAAGGGGGGCGGCGUGGAGGCGCUGAAAGGGGACCUGGUGAGCGGCCUCGCGAACGAAAACGGCAAGGUGAACUGCGCGCCGUGCUCGCGCAGCAGCGAGCGAGUGUGCGUGCCCAGCCCGGACGUGCGGCAGUUCUCGGAUUUUAUCGACAGCGUGUUCAACUUGGACAACCGCAGCAGCUCCUUCCAGGACACGUACCGACUGGCGUUCGAGGACAGCUUGGACGAGCUGAAGGAAAUGGUGAAGUCCGUGAGCGAGCGGGAGAUAAGCGAAUGCGGCAAGGUCAAAACGAAGAGCGCCGGCAGCCAGGCGGCCUCCUCGGAGGCCAUAACGACGUCGGGCAUCUCCGUGUCACAGUCCGGCCCGAUGAGCCCCUCCAGCGAGGCCUGCACGACGAGCUCCACGCUUUUGGCAAGCCACGAGCAGCUCAUCGCCACCAAACCGGGAAACUGUCACCGGGACAGUGAGCCGGUAGACUGCUACGUCUCCACCAUCUAGAGGUCCUCUUGGCGUUUUUCACUCCCUCACCGCAAGUGUAAACGGAGCGAGCCAAGUCGGGAAAAUAAACCGCCGUGGAAAUGGAUAGCCCCGGAGACUUAGCGAAAUUGGCGAAUAGGGCCCUGGAGGGGGGCGGUUCAUAGUCUUUGGCUAAACUCAGACAUACAUUGUCUGGUGUUCGUGUAGGCGGUGUAGACGUGCCCCGGGUAUUGUGGGGCGUGCGCUUUAAACAAAAGCGGAGGUGCUCGGCUUUGACCCGAAGCUUCGUUGAGACAAGGCGCGAAGUCGCCGCUCGGCUCGAGCUGGGAGUCGUGCAAAGCGUGGCGCCGUAAUGCGAUCUUGAUUGGGUGAGCGUCUGCAUCCCGAGCGUGCGGCCGAGCCUCGACUUGACCCUUUUGCAGCCUUUGGACACAGAAUUGAAAUGCAUUUUCGUUCGGGAUGGGUUUGCACUCUUUGUCUCUUUUUGUUUUGUUUUUGUACCACUUUGUGGAACUUGCCACUGUGGUGGGGUUAUGCCCCGAGCUUCUUGGGUGCUGAGGGAAAGUGGACCUCUGCGAAGUACCACCGCAUUGGUGGAACUUAAGUGGGAAAAUUUAUCGCAAACACAAUGUCGGUGACAGUGGAACCAAACCGAGGAAAGGAAAGGGUUAACAUCACAAUUGCAUGCACGCAUGUCUUGUACAUACUAUAUCCUCUAUGCACUGACAAACGUAAUUUAAUUCAGCGAAAUCACGACACCGGCACUUUUAAAAAGUCACGUUAAACAAAAAAAAAACGUUUAAGUAUCCUCCCUUGCAAAUAAAGAUUCCCCCAGCCCCAUUAACUGGACAAAAAUGUAUUGAGGCCAAGACGAAAUUUCAUAUGCUGAAAUAUUCCGGCUGUUUUUUUUUUCACGACCCAAUGUACAUGUACGCAUCACUCCUGUUAAUAUGUGGGGGGGGGGGGGGGGGGGAGUAGCUUAUCAGCGAUGUAUGUUAUCUGCACAUCAGCUCUUCCUUUUAUCCAUUACUUCUUGGGAUUUGAGUAACACUGCGGAGCGCAUUUGAUCUUUCCUGCGAUAUCCUGGAGGCGUUGAGGCAACCGCUUUGUCUCGUCCACAGCAAUCUGUGGGAUGACACCACUGUGUCGCCCUCAAGAGCCGUUGUCCAUUGUACGCAGACGCACCCAUUACACCAGGUCCAUUGGCUUCACCACGGAUGAGUGGGUCUUCUCGGACAAUGCUCAUCUCGUCCUUGUUAUGGACAAGGUGAAUCUCCAUGCAGUGCUCUCAGGUAAUAUCGGAGCCCAACGGAAGUCCACGAUCGCCGGCGUCUUUGGGAAAGGACGCGGCUCUUGGAGAGACAGACUAACAUCGUCCCCGAGGCUAACAUUGCCCAUAGACUAAUAAGUUAUUGAGUAAUAUUGUGACCAGAUAACAUGAGUUGGCAGGGCGGGGGGGGGGGGGGUGACGGUGAGGCUGGCACUUAAAAUGGCGAGAGACAAAAAAAAAUCCUGGUUGCAAUUUGCAUCUCUUCUCAUCUUAUUCCGGCGGCUAGAAAAAACACACCAACAACAACAACAACAAAAAUAUUCCCGUUAUGCUCUUACGUUUUUUUUUUAAUCCCUGUAACCAUUGAUUACCGUCGAAAAAAACCCUCUUGGUACGGGCGACCCGAGAUGUGAAAAACAACUCGGCGUGACUUUUGGGCCUCACAGACACACACACACACGCUGCGUAGACAUAUCUAUCAUGGCCCAUUUGCCAAAUCCACGGCUGGAUGAAGGCCCUCCCACGCCAAGUUGGUCGCGGUCGCUUGACCGCACUUCACCCGCGCUGUCUAGUGCCGGUUGCGGAUGGAAGGGGUUGGGUGUGUGCGCGCGCGCGCAAGGCUCCACCAGUUCACAUAAUGACUUGCCACCCACGUCAGCCAUUAGCUGGGAAUCGAACUCGGCCGACCGGAACACACCACGGCGCGGAAAAAGUUCAACGUGCAUACACGACGUACUGUUGUAACCGAUUCCCUAAGGCCACCUCGAAUCCGGGGUGUCCGACUCAUUUCACCUCCACCGGCACUGCCUCGGGAUGUUGCUGGAUUCCAGGCUGCAGCACACGCCGCCUGAUUUGACGACGGAGGUUGGAGAGAAAGCGCACUUGGUCACGACCCGCUCGCAUGUUGUCCUGCGAUUGAGAGGAUUCUCAUCGACGAAAAGGGAUGUUAGCGUGCAUAGCCAUCCUUCAGACUGCACCUUAUUUAUAUAUGUGUAUAAGUUGCAGUGAAUGGUCACGCCUCUUAAGUUGCUCGAUGGGGGUGACGUGAACCCAAUUGCGUACACCACAGAGCAUUCGAACGUUUUGGCGGUUACACAGGUGCACGGUAUUUUCACGCAAUUCCGCAACCCCGGCCAGAAAAUCUUGCGGGGCGGGGGCGCGUCGCAAACGGAAAUGUCAGUGAAACAAAUUUGAUUGUAGACUCUU